Rhineura floridana is the source of this 1733-nucleotide messenger RNA. RefSeq names its product nicotinamide N-methyltransferase-like. NCBI's taxonomy places the organism in Eukaryota, Metazoa, Chordata, Lepidosauria, Squamata, Rhineuridae. The coding region runs from base 596 to 1384 and encodes 262 amino acids. The transcript is spliced from 4 exons. Gene Ontology annotation, molecular function: N-methyltransferase activity. Gene Ontology annotation, cellular component: cytosol. The record is from RefSeq and is a predicted model, not a curated record.
GUAAGGGACACAGAGCAGGCUGUAGAGCACACACAGAUGAGUCCGCUACCGGCCUCUCAUCAUCUGCUAUCUGAGGCAGCCGCUUCAUUCUGCCUAAUGGUAUGGUUGGCCCUUUUUAUGUCAGGCCAGGCUAUUUAUCUAUGUUUCAUUGCUGUCUACUCUGACUGGCAGCAGUUUUCCAGAGCUCAGACAGAGGCUGUUCACAUUGACUGUUACUUAAUAUUCCUUUUUUUAAAAAGAGGUGCCAGGGAAUAAACCUGCCACCUUCUGCAUGCAAAUCAUGUGUACCACUCAGCUGUAGUCUCUUUGCACUGCUGUCAUGACCUGCAGAAAUGGAACCUUUCUAGCAUGGAGGUGCAAAGAGCUGGCAAGCUUCCUUUGUAGAAUUUCUUCUUGUCGUACAGAUUAAGAAACAGAAAAGAAGGUGGCUAGCUAGAAACAGUCUGCUGUGAAAAGUCAGCUGUGGUGAGUCAUUUGUAGGAGAGUGUCAGCGGGCAAAGGCCAGCUGCAGGAUAUUCAGCUCUGCUGGGUGUUUACAAGAGGCCCCCAGUGGGAAAGUCGUGUGUUUGGUACCUGCUAGAACGAAGAGCACGCCAUGGCAGAAUUUACUGGAGGAGACGUUUACCAGGCAGAAUUCGACCCCAAAGCCUAUCUGGAAUAUUUCAAGUUUGGAGAAGGCACCUUGGGGGAUGAAGUCCUCGAAUUUGUCUUGGGAUGCUUUUGCAAAACAUUUACUUCAGGGCGUCUAAAAGGUGAGACCCUGAUCGAUAUUGGGAGUGGCCCCACCAUCUACCAACUCCUCUCGGCCUGUGAGUCUUUUGAGAGCAUCAUUGCCUCCGAUUAUGUCGACCAGAACUGCCAGGAAAUUGAAAAAUGGCUGAAGAAUGAGCCGGGAGCUUUUGACUGGACCCCGGUGGUGAAGUAUGUGUGUAAGCUGGAAGGAAAGAGGGACAAGUGGGCAGAAAAGGAGGCAAAGCUACGAAGAACCAUCAAAGGUGUUCUGAAAUGUGACGUCCAUCAAAGCAACCCAAUGGGUCCGUCCUCUUUGCCUCAGGCUGACUGCCUGCUCUCUGCAGAAUGCCUCGAGUCUGCUUGCAAAGACCUCAGCAGCUUCCGGGCUGCUCUGAAGAACAUCAGCUCUCUGCUGAAGCUUGGGGGGCAUUUGGUGCUCAGUGGAGUUUUGGGGUGUACGUUCUACAUGGUUGGCCCCCGUACAUUCUCCAGCUUGUUCCUGACGGAGGAAUUCUUGAGAGAGGCCCUUGGCCAAGGCGGAUUUGCCAUUACUGAGUUUGAGAUGCGGCCCAGAAUUGACAAAACAAUGAUGGAGACCAGUGAUUUCUCUGCAGGGUACUUCAUCGUUGCAUGCAAGGAGAAAGAGGCCUAAUCAAAUCAAAUGCCAGAGGAGGUGGACUUGGAUCCUCAAGGCUAAAUGAGCAGAAUAGCCCUGGAUCUGGGUUCAAGUCCUACCUUUGUCCCAGAUUAGGCUUUUAUUAGGUUUUAGUUUUAUCCUGGUUUAAUCCUUUUACUAUUUUGCAAAUUAGACUUUGUAAAAAUAAAAGCGCCUAAUAAGUGUAAAUAAUAAGAAUAGGAAUGGAAGUUUUUUUAAAUUUCUCAGCCGCAGGUCCCUGUAUGUAAAAUGGGUGUGACAGUGACCUGUCCUCAUGGAGUUGUUAUGGAGAAAAAUAAAGAUUGCCAAGCAGAGAUCAAAAUAAAAGUUUUGGAUUAUCUUCAAA